Molecule: messenger RNA, 5856 nt
Organism: Patiria miniata (bat star)
Lineage: Eukaryota; Metazoa; Echinodermata; Asteroidea; Valvatida; Asterinidae
Gene: ube2o
Product: (E3-independent) E2 ubiquitin-conjugating enzyme-like
Exons: 19
Coding region: 440-5350 (1636 amino acids)
Source: RefSeq, a predicted model, not a curated record
CUUCAACAAACGCUCGGCUACAUAAAAUCAUUUGCAAUUUAAUCAGUAUUUUCGAUACUCCAUGACAAAUAAAUCAAUGAAAAAUGUAGAUUUUUUUAAAUCGAUGAAGUUAAUGACGACUGUUUUAACCACGCCCAUUUAGCUAGGUAGGUGUGCAUGUGCAAACGGGCGCCAUACUGUGCCGUAUGAGCAUGGAGGUAGGAAAGAAAGGAGAUUUAUAAACAAAAAGUGUCCAUUGGACUUGUGGCGAUGGCACAACAGAUCAUUAAAACAGAAACAUGUAUUUUUGAUACUACUUCACAUCGAGAAAGGAAAAACUACUUCUGGAAUAAUAAAGCGGCGCGUGGGUAUGCUACAUUAUUUACUAGACUAGAGACCCUGCCCACCUUUUUGGGGACAUUUCCUCCUUCUGGAUACCGUCGACCAACCACUACACAAAAUGGCGUCCACCUUGUUCGAGGAAGAUGUCGUACAGCGCUGUCAUCGUAGUACGAUGCAACUGGGCCUGGUUGUACGGAAUUACGACGGCUACAGCAGCAUGGAUGAUUCAGAAGAUGACGAGGAAAGGAUCAAGAGGGGUUAUGUCAGGGUGGCCUGGUACCCCAAGGGAAGAGAAAAUGUCUUGCCGGAGAAAAAGGUGAGCCUGUAUGAUCGCUCUUUGAUGCCAGGUGAUGCAGUCAGAUGUAACCAGGAAGGAUCACAACGAGGCAUUGUGCGGUCUGUUCAUGUGUCCUGUCAUCUUCAGGUCAUACGUACCAAGCAAAUGAUCUAUGAUGUAUGCAGCCAGUAUCUGGAGAAUGUAAUGAUGUACACACCUGGCUGCCAUGUUGUCCUGGGAUCCUGGAUCGGAGUAGUCAGGAACAUCCAUGUUAAGUUAGUCGUCCGUUUGAAAAAUGGAGCCAGAUGUAUCCUCUCUGAAGACAGUGCCUGUAGGUUGACUGAUAUCCAUGACACAGAUGAAGAAGCUUCUGUGUUCAGCUGUGACAGCUUCUUUCCUGGCCAGGUCUUACGAGGUCCAGCCAUGACCUUCAAGAACGCUACAUGGCUCAGUGGACAGCAGCCAAUACUCAGCAGCAAAGCCAACUUCACUGUCACUGUGGAAGAGGUGAAUGUUGUUAAGCUGGAUGUCCACUGGCAAACCAGGGGACUGUGUAGAUACCCAGCGGGGGACUGCACUGAUUCCAAUCAACUCCAACCACCUCCAAGAAAAAUAACAGGGGAUAUUCUAUCAAGAAUAAGGCCGCUGUCUUAUUUCAUUGCCGCAAGUAUACAGAUAGGUGACAAAGUCAUGUACAGAGUUCAGCCUGGAGACCUAGCUUAUCCCAAACCAGUGUCUCGCGGCACCUUGGAUUGUUACGUCCAACCAUCCCAGGGGGAAGGUGGUGGUGAAUCAGGUACUGCUAAAGAUGCUGAUUGCAGCUUGGAGGCUCCCAUGCCACAAGGAAACACAAAUGAGGAAUUGAGACAAACAUCUCAACCCACCACGAUGAACAGUGGUGGAAACGCUAAUGUGGAAUUAGGUGCUAGUGCUGAAACUGGAUUUCUAGAGAACAAUGAACAGUGCAUGAGUGGCUUAUUAACUACACAAAGUAGCAAUAAGCUAGCUGAAAAUGAUACCAAGCCAUCAUCAGGUCAGUGUGAGGAAGGAGAUACAUUAGCGUCUGAGGGCAAAGCUGCUGCCUCGGAAGAAACCAAGCAGAUUGAUGUCCCAGAAGGAGGUGCAACCAAACUGUCAUUGGGAGCUUGUGCAACAGUUUCAGAAACAGCGACAGAGAUUGUUUCAUCUGCCCUUCAGGAAAUGUUGGACUUUGGUAAUGAAUUUGUUUCAAAUCAUUCAAAUUUGUCCAAGAGAGCCAAGAAAGGUGACUUUGAGAAGUGGAAGCCUUCCAAAAAUGCAAGUGAGGACAAGGAUGAGCUGCUGGCCAGAGCUGAGGAGCUGAAAGUGGGUUUGUCGCGGGAUGUUGACCUCCUUGGGGAGCUACAUCGAGAGCUCUGUGAUGCCUCAGACAGUGUCACAGACAUCGCCAAGAACUUCCGGACGUUACUGCAGCGUGCUACAAAUGAGUCUGCAGGAAUAAUCAGUGGUCAGGUCUCAUCUCUCCUGGAGUCACAGGGGAAACUUCGGCAACAGAUCCUGAUGACAGAGGGUCUUCUAGUCGACAGUAAGAGAAGCCUUAAAGAGCUUGAUGAUAUUGAGAUGGAGACUCGUGGUGCUACUGCAUCUGGGAAAACAGCUGGCAGUAAAAGCCUCAGGAAGGUCAGGGCACAGGCUGCUAAGAGCAGGAGCAGGAGAAGACUGGAUGAUGACAGAGAUUCCAAUCAGUCCUCAGAUAAUGCUGAGGAUGAUGAAGUAGAUUCUUCAGAAGGGCUGGAUGACAGUGAUGAGACAGACUCAAAUGCUUCAUCUAAAGGAGAGAGCCGAAGACACAAGGUUGUAUCCAGCCUUCUUCACAGACACACCAAGAAGCAGCAUAUACGCCUUGCUUCCAAACGCCGGCCUCCUCCUAAGCCCUUAGAGUUAAAGGAACGAGUGUGUGUUGAGGUCACCCACACUAGGACCUUAGUUGAUGUUAUGUGGCAGGAUGGUACAUUACAGAAAGGAGUAGUGUCAACAGACCUUUUUCCUGACCAUCAGCUGGAUGAACUGGAAUUUUUUCCUGGAGACUUUGUCACCAAGAACAAUGAGGAUCUUGAGAAUGUCUAUGGUUUGGUCUGCAAGACAGAUCAUAAGGAGAGAACCUGUUUAGUCCAGUGGAUCAUGAGGCCUAAUCAACAGUGCAAUACACCCAAACCAAUCCACAUGGAGGAGGUGAGUGUCUACGAGCUGACACCUCACCCGGACUUCACCUUCAAUGUGGGGGACGUGAUUGUCAGAAUAGCUGACAGCAGACACGGUAUCACAGCCCUGAAGAAAGCAAAGCCUGAUCCCAAAGCAACCCAUCCAGCCCCCCAAAUGGACGACUUGGACACCCAGGUGGGCAGCAAUACAUCCCAUAUGAGCCAAGCUGGUAGCCACACUGAUGAACUGAAUACCCAAUUGAGCAACCAGUCGUCUUAUGUGAAUCAAGUUGGUACCCAUGCAGUGGAGUCAGGUACCCAUGCAGUGGAGUCAGGUACCCAAGUGGGAGACUCUGAUACCCAGAUGGGUAAUAACAUCAAUCCAGUGGGUAAUCCUGGCUCCAACACUGACCUUUGUGGUACCCAGGUAAACAGUUCAGACACACAGAUUAGUAUACCCAGUGAUCACAUGAGGACCAAUGACACCACAAUGGAUAACCAAGAUGUCCCACUCGGUAAUGCAACAAAAAGAACGGAUGUAAUUAUUAGAAUGAACAAAGAUAACCAGCUAACAGAAACAAAACAGUCCCGCACCAACAAUCAAUCAAGUCAAAGAUCUGGUCCAUCUGAUGAAGAACAGCUGUGCUCAACUCAAUCAGACCACUUGGAUGAAGGCUGUGCUAGGAGCCAAGGAACAGCCAAUCACGCUAAUGCUGCAGAUAUGGCAACCGUCAAUCGCAUGAACCUGGCCAAUCUGCAGACAAUCCAUGCUGAGAUGUCUGACGAUGCUCUAGUCCUUGAAGACAAGUCGGCAUCCAAGAUUGAGCAUUGCCAGGAGACUGAGGCGGUAUCCUGUGCUGGGCAGGUACGAUGGAUAAACACCAAUGGAGAGAUCCAUGUUGCAUGGGUUGAUGGCUCAGAGUGCAGUGUACUACCGCAGGAUCUGUACAAAUUAGAGGAAGACAGUGAUUCUGAUUGGUCAGAUACCAACCACGAAGAUGAGGACUGGAAAGAUGAGAACCAAUCAGAUGAUUCCUGGUAUUCCUCCUCGAGCAGCUGGGAGACGGCAAGUGAUGCCUCUGGUUCUGCUGAAGAGAAAAAAGCCACCAGUCGGAAAAAUCCCAGCUCAUUACCAACAAGCCCAGACAAGGAAGCCACCACUCCGACAGAGUCCAGGGGGCCUACGGACUUCCAGGAGGCAACAUUCGAGCAGACCUUCUCAGCCCUGAGCUUGGUGGAGGACAAGAUGAGACGGAUCAACUCCUGCGCCAACUCCAUCCUGGAGAAGCGGACAGAUCUGCUACAACGGGACCUCAACAGUAACUCAAGAAAAGAGGCAGGAGCUUCUGUUGCAGGCCUAAAGGAGGAGGAGUUAGCUACUACCAGCACUAGGAAUGAUGAGAGUAAAGUGACUAAUGAGAGUGCUGAUACCAGAGAUCGAGGCACUCAAAUAGAGACUCAGGUAUUACUUGAACCAGAUGUUAGUAAUCUUGAUGACGUCUCAGAAAGUAACAUAGCAGAAGCAGGCUCCCCUGACUCAUCAAUAGUCCUGGAGAAAGCAGUGGCAGCAGAGACUGCAGAGACAGCAAGCACCUCUGAGGUUGAAGAGAGUAAAGGCGAACAAAACCAUGACAACAACGAAUCUUGCCAAAUGUCAGCUACAGAGGGUGCUGCUCAGACAGUGACAGGACAAGCGUGUGAUAACUUUUUCCUGAUGGAUGAUGUUCCAGAGACCCAUCACUUCAACACAUCCAGCGUUGUCUUCUUGCCGGAGAACCCCAAGCAGUUCUCACUCACUAUGAGGAGAGAGAUGCGUUUGCUGCAGACAGCUCUUCCACAAGGCAUUAAAGUGAAGGGCUUUGCAGACAGAAUGGAUCUGUUCUCUGUGCUGUUUGAGGGGCCCAGUAGCACACCCUAUGAGGAUGGUCUGUUCUUCUUUGAUGCUCGCCUGCCUCAGGACUACCCAAAGUCUCCACCUGUCUUGCACUUCCAUGCCUACUGCAGUGGUCGACUCAACCCUAACCUGUACAAUGAUGGUAAGGUCUGCGUCAGUCUACUGGGAACUUGGACAGGCAAGGGCAGUGAGAUGUGGACCAGCAAAUCCAACCUGCUGCAGGUGCUAGUCUCCAUUCAAGGCUUGAUCUUGGUCAGUGAGCCAUACUACAAUGAGGCUGGUUAUGAGAAGCAGCGUGGGACACAGUCUGGAAAUGAGAACAGCAGACUGUACAAUGAAACGGCUGCACUAAAGAUGGUUCAAUCAAUGACUCUCAUGCUUACCAAUCCCCCUGAUGUGUUUCAUGAAGAGACGCUCAACUUUUGUCGCCAUCAUGGUUUCAGAUUGAUCAAGCGUAUCGAGCACUGGCUUACUAUGGCUGGCACGUCAUCCUCACAGAGUGAGGAACCAGCCAAGGAGGUACCAGGCAAGAUGGCAUCAGGGAUGAAGGAGCAGGGGUCAUCUGAUGCACCAGCCUUCAUCCUCCUCCCACUGUCCAAAGGCUUCAUUCUUAGCAUGAGGCAAGCCCUCAGAGCCUACCGCGCAGCACUUGGUGUAGCUGGAAUACCAGACAGCUGAGAGACGUGAACAGAAAUAUGCUACUAAUGUUUUGCUAGAGCUCUGUGUUGUUUAAAGGGAUAAUGGGUUCAAUCUCCCUACUGCUAGGAACAGGUUCCCUGAUUUUCAUUGCAGUUAUGUUUUUGCAGAAAAUUUAAUGAGUUGAUUGAAUUUUCCAAAGGUGCUACUACACUGUAUGUAAGAAUGGAGUGGUUUCAUCGUCCUAAUUCCUGAACCCUUUGCCAUCUUAUUGAGGGAUACUCAAAAGGAGAAACUGUAAUAAGUCACUAAGAGUCAUUUUAGCAUCAGGAAGAAAUUGUGUUCAUUUAUUAAAUGUAUCAUCUUCUUGUUGAUUAGUAUUUUGCAAGUUUUCUCAACUUGCAGUUUAAUGGUGCCAAGACAUUAUAAUGUGGAUUCAAAUGCUAGCAGCAUGGUUUAUCUUGUAUUCUUAAAUACCUAAGACAGUUUACCUAUUCCUAUUGGUUGAGAGCCUGUCAUGUGGCCGGUCUUAAACGGAUGAUAAAGAC